Anoplopoma fimbria (sablefish) is the source of this 1436-nucleotide messenger RNA. RefSeq names its product hippocalcin-like 1 (gene hpcal1). The transcript has 4 exons. The record is from RefSeq and is a predicted model, not a curated record. Lineage: Eukaryota; Metazoa; Chordata; Actinopteri; Perciformes; Anoplopomatidae. Gene Ontology annotation, molecular function: calcium ion binding. Bases 400 to 981 code for a protein of 193 amino acids.
CUGGAGGCAGGACAGAACAAAUAAGAAACCCAGCUUCAAAUAACAACAUUAAGGCUAUUCCGGUCCAACUACUCAUUUUGUUUUCCUACUGAAAGAGUCCGGAAACUGUCUCGAGCAUCUUUAAGUAUUCUCGUCUUGGAUUUGUGCAGAGUUUAAUCAAUAAGGGGAGGUGUUAGGUUUGGCUCCUGUAAGUUAACGGUGAGGUGAGGUUGGUGACGUGAAGUUGGAAAAGUGGGCUUAACCAAAGUGGAUAAAAAACUGCCACUCCUAUAAUAGGAGCAGAGGAAGCCGAGCAGCUGACGACUCGGAGAGUAAAAGCGCAGGGCGAGUGGCGAAGUGAAAGGAGAAGGUAGAAACACCAGCCCAGCUAUCUGCCUGCCUACCCGAGAGUGCCGUGUCAUGGGGAAACAGAACAGCAAGCUGCGGCCCGAGGUCCUGAACGACCUGCGAGAAAACACAGAGUUCACUGACCACGAGCUCCAGGAGUGGUACCGCGGUUUCCUGAAAGACUGUCCAACCGGCCACCUGACUGUGGAGGAGUUCAAGAAGAUCUAUGCCAACUUUUUCCCCUACGGAGACGCCUCAAAGUUUGCCGAGCACGUCUUCCGCACGUUCGAUACCAACGGAGAUGCCACCAUCGACUUCAGGGAGUUCAUCAUCGCCCUGAGCGUGACAUCUCGUGGCGGGUUGGAGCAGAAGCUGCGCUGGGCCUUCAGCAUGUACGACUUGGACGGGAAUGGGUACAUCAGCCGGGCGGAGAUGCUGGAGAUAGUUCAGGCAAUUUAUAAGAUGGUAUCCUCAGUAAUGAAGAUGCCUGAGGACGAAUCAACACCAGAGAAAAGGACAGAUAAGAUCUUCAGACAGAUGGACAUUGACAAUGAUGGCAGAUUGUCUUUGGAGGAGUUCAUUAAAGGUGCCAAGAGCGACCCAUCCAUCGUCAGACUGCUGCAGUCGGAUCAGGGAGCCUCUCGUCAGUUCUGAGGACAGUGACAAUAAUAGACACACACUCUCCAAAAACACCGUCACAAACCCACAUCCAUCGGUCUUUCAACAUUACAACGCACUCACCAGACAAUCCAUUCAUUUUUAAACACAGUCCUUGUCUUAUUGUUUACAUUAAUGGGUAAUUCUCUUUUGUCAAUAUGGCUCCUUUCCUGUGGACUAUGACGUGCUUUAAGUUGAAGUAUUUUGUGUAUAUGCUUUUCCAAAGCUCUCUUGCCUUGAAAUGGUUUUUACCUGUUCCCCAUAAGUGAAGUGCCAUAUCAUAUAUUUAUACUGACUGGAUUAUGUGCUCGCAAGUAUUAUCAAUCCCAUUGUUACACAAAGAGGAAACUAAUUACAUCACUUCUUAUAAUUUGAUUCAACUUAUCUCUGUUGAAAAGUGGCUUAUGAUGUUCAGGAUAUCAACUGUAGCUUUACAAGUUGCUCUUCUGAAC